Messenger RNA from Cladophialophora carrionii CBS 160.54, 1596 nucleotides. RefSeq lists its product as uncharacterized. The transcript is spliced from 4 exons. The record is from RefSeq and is a predicted model, not a curated record. Lineage: Eukaryota; Fungi; Ascomycota; Eurotiomycetes; Chaetothyriales; Herpotrichiellaceae. The coding region runs from base 1 to 1596 and encodes 531 amino acids. Gene Ontology annotation, molecular function: iron ion binding; heme binding; oxidoreductase activity, acting on paired donors, with incorporation or reduction of molecular oxygen.
AUGCUCCUCGUCGACUCCGCAACCAUACCGCCCUGGGCGUACUUUGCCCUGGCGACAGCCCUCGUCACCGCAUGGAUCCUCAGCUUCCGCUACCAGAAGGGCCUGAACAAAUAUCCCGGUCCAUUUGUCGCGUCGGUGACCAAUUUCUGGCGUCUCUGGCAAUGGCUCCGACACACCGACAUGUGCUACUUCCCUAAAGUGGCCCAAUAUGGACGUAUCAUCCGCAUUGGCCCCAAUACAUUGCUGUUCAACGAUCCGGAGGCCAUCAAGGAUAUAUACAUGACUCACUUUAACAAGUCCGACUUUUACAAAGUAGGCCAGGGCGUUUCCCGAGGCGUCGCCGUACCGAACAUCUUCUCGACCACUGACCGAUUGUACCACGCCAAACUGCGGCGGUCCGUGGCCAACGCGUUCGCACUCAGCACGCUGGUCAACUACGAGCCCUACGUCACCGACACGGUGGCGACGUUCCUCGCGCAGUUGAACGCCCGCUUUGCAGGACGGCCUGGCGAGGACGGCAUCUGCGACAUGUCCGAAUGGACCAAGUAUUUCGCCCUGGACGUCGUGAGCGCGUUGACCAUGGGCAAAGGCUACGGGUUGUUAGAGGCCGGGUAUGAUCACAUUGGGAUCGUGGAGGCUAGGACGACGUUCCUGCGAUAUUUUACCAUUGUCAAUAAUGUAACCUGGCUGGAUCGGGUGCUCAAAAAGAACCCCGUGCUGAUGUGGCUGGGACGCCACGGUCUCUGGAACAGCGUCACAGCCACGGUGCCCAUCGCGCUCCGCCAAAUGGACGAGAAGAAGCGCACCUUCAAGGGCGUCGACGAGGACAGCAAGACGCGCGUCGACCUGCUGACCAAAUUCCUGCAAGCCAAAGUCGACAACCCGGACAUUGUCGACGACCGCGCCGUGCUGGGCUUGACGCUCAGCAUGGUCAACGCGGGCAGCGGCACCGUGGCCACGACGCUCGCCGCCACGUUCUACUUUUUGCUGAAAUACCCGGCCGUGAUGAAGGCGCUGGUCGAGGAGAUUGACGCGCAUUUCGAGCCGGUUGCGGCGCCGCCCAAAGCCAAGGCCGAGGCCGAUCAUUCUGCGGCCGACUUCCACGACUACGUCGUCCCCUUUGCCGAGUCCCAAAAGCUGCCCCUCCUCGACGCCGUGCUCAAGGAGAUCUUCCGCAUCUGGCCCGGCCUGGGCAUGCAGUUGAUCGAGCGCCUGACGCCGCCCGAGGGCGCGCACAUCCUGGGCGAAUACAUCCCCGGCAACAUCAUCGUCAGCUGCAACGCCUGGAUCAUGCACCGCCACAAGCCCACGUACGGCGACGACGUCGAGGUCUUCCGCCCGCAGCGCUGGCUGGACGCGUCGCCCGAGCAGUUGGCCGCCAUGAACAAGGCCUUGCUGGUCUGGGGUGCCGGGCCGAAUACGUGUAUCGGGAAGAACAUUGCGUUUCUGGAGCUGUUCAAGGUCAUCCCCUCGGUGUUGAGGGUUUUUACGCUCGAACUCGCCGAUCCGACAAAGGAAUGGAAGGUGUUCAACCUGGGUGAUCCGGAGCCAUCGGAGUUUUUCGUGAGAUUCAAGCCGCGCUACCGGAAGGCUUGA